Molecule: messenger RNA, 1711 nt
Organism: Marasmius oreades (fairy-ring Marasmius)
Lineage: Eukaryota; Fungi; Basidiomycota; Agaricomycetes; Agaricales; Marasmiaceae
Exons: 5
Coding region: 106-1515 (469 amino acids)
Molecular function (GO): chloride channel activity
Source: RefSeq, a predicted model, not a curated record
GCCGAACAACUUGCGAUGUGAACAUUUCAGACGUCGACGUGGCGUGGUGCCUUUCCUCCUCUUAUACCCAUCUUCUUCACUGGGGAGAAGACGAAGACCACAACCAUGUCUCUUCCCACCUUGAAUCCAACACUAAAAACCAAACGCUCCGUUACAGGCCACCACACCCUCCUUCCGUCCACCCAACCCCCUUCUCGGUCUCGCGCGUUCCACAUCAACACAAAGGAUUUAUUAAUUGCUCCUGUAGCAUGGACAAUCGGCCGUGGAAGUGUCAUAUGGAGAAUCUGGCCAGCUGUUUUGUUGCAUACUGCAUUUGCUGCUCUCAUCGUAUACCUCAAAAUUGUCCGCCACUUUGAUUCAUUGGCGAUUCCGAAUGUGUUGUUGACGGUUUUAGGUGUGGUCAUUGGGUUUGUGAUUAGUUAUCGGGCGAUGAGUGGAUAUGACCGAUAUUGGAUGGGCCGAGGUGCAUGGUCAGACGUUAUCCGUACCACUCGAACCAUGGCGCGUCUCAUCUGGAUACACGUCCCUCCAAAACUAUCAACGACAAAGAAAGAAGGCAUCGAACGCGACAUUGAAAUUGAAAAGGUGAUGGAGGAGAAGAGAAUGGCGUUGGAUCUAGUUGAAGGAUUCGCAGUCGCGCUGAAACACUAUUUACGUGGCGAAACUGGGAUUUAUUACGAGGAUUUAUAUGGAUUAGUGAGGCCGCUUCACGAACAUCGUAGCGAUACCCAAACAUAUACCGAAGUCGAAGUCGAAGUCGAAGGAUCUGAUAUCGCCCAAGGAAAAUCCACGGCUGUACGAACAAUCCAGCUUUCCUCACCCCAGGCUUCAACGUCCUUUGAUUUAGGACCUACAAACACAGACGGAAUCGAGACGCAAAAAUACGACCCGUAUAUCCCACCCAUCAACGCCUACGGAACUUUCAGGGCCUUUCACCGCAACCGUUCAACGACUUCGGUGUUGACGCAACCACUGAUGCCCUCACGGGUCCCUCCCUCAAACACGAACACGAGGAUUGAGAGAGGGUUGAUACCGUUCGCAGGUGUUUUUGCUGAGGUGUGGGCAUGGUGGUCGAAGAAGGACAGCGACAGCGACGAGACCAGACUUCAUAGAACCCACACAACCUCUCUGGGCAAACAUCGAAGCCAACCGAAAGAAAACCUACCCUGGGAAAUCCUCCGUUGCCUAAGUGAAUGGUUCAGCAUCCUCGAAGAACGUAGCACAGUGCCCGGUACCUCCCUCGGUGGACUGAUAUCGUCCAUCUCGACGUUAGAAGACUCUCUGGGCGUGUUGGACAAAAUUCUAACGACUCCGUUACCUUUUGUGUAUUCCGUGCACAUCCGACACACAGUUUGGAUUUACUUGUUCUUUUUACCGUUUCAACUUGUGCAGGAUUUCGAGUGGUAUACGAUCCUUGGGGUCGGGAUCGCGGCGUUUAUCUAUUUGGGGUUUCUAGCGGCUGGAGGGGAGAUUGAACAGCCUUUUGGUGCGGGGGAGGGAUCUUUGUUUUUUUGAAAUGUAAAAAAUAACCUGAACUGAACUCCCAUUUUUUUUUUUUUUUUCGUAGGCUACGAUGAGAACGACCUCGAGUUGGAUAUGUGGUGUCGGGAUAUUAUACAUGCGGAUAUCGAGAAGUUGAAGAGGAGUAUUUAUCUGAAUGCUCCUGCUACAUCUGAUGUUGGGGAGGACAGCUAGUUGGUAACUCGAGUAC